AUGAUUUUCCAAAAAAGAUCCAAGGAGAUCGUCUCCUCCCCAUUUAAAUCAACGAGCUUACCAUUCAUAACGCUGAACUCUUUCCCAAAUGAAAUCCUCUUACUUAUACUCCAAAAUCUUGACAUAAUCACCCUUCUCUCGGUUUGCAACGUUUCAAAACGUUUUCAUCAAGUGUCAGUUGUUGCUUUAGAAUCUCGAUUUGCCGAACCAAAUUUACGGCUUCACUUAGGAUUUGAACAAGAACAAAAAUGGCGUUUCAACGUUGACUUUAAAUUUUCACAUGUGAAUACACAAACGGGGAAUUUGGUAUUUAGGCCGAUAAAGCAACAGACAAGUCUGAGAUUAUUUCAUUCUCCUUUACUUCGUAACCCAUCGAUCAGUAAAAUCUCAUUGUCGUGCCGACAAAUCUCCUCGUCAAAAUCUCUUAAACCAAAGUCUUCAUCGAAUUCAUUACGAAAUCUACCGAGCACUAAUGCUCAUCAUAAUAACCACCAUGUCUUGAAGCUUGACACAAAUUUCCUUCAAAAAUCCUGUAAAUUCGCGAUAAAAUCAUGCGGAGAACAAGAACAGCAACGUGACGUGUAUAGAAUAGGACAUGGAUCAAAACAUUUACAAGUGUCCUAUUCAUUUAAAUAUACAGUGGAAACUGCCCCACCAACAAUACGAAAACUGCGAGGUGGAGAACGAUGGAUUACCCCAAUUUCUUUUGAAUGUCCCGCUAGUUUUUUCUAUCCGCAUGAACCAACCGCCCAUAAGGUCAUAAUGUCAUUAUUAAGCUAUCGAAAAACAGCAACGGCGGUGACCUCAUCAAAUAACUUGAGAAGAAAGCAAAAUAGAAAUACAGAAAAAUCAAUAUUCACGUUUAUGUCAAAGAACAAGAAAAAGGAUCAAGCUAAAAUGAAUGACGAUAUGUAUCCACGUGAUCUAAAAUGGGCUAGAGAAUUUGUAUUGUGA
This is a messenger RNA of Ambispora leptoticha, 954 nucleotides long. The record is from the annotation of a GenBank genome assembly. NCBI's taxonomy places the organism in Eukaryota, Fungi, Glomeromycota, Glomeromycetes, Archaeosporales, Ambisporaceae.